This is a messenger RNA of Petromyzon marinus (sea lamprey), 7286 nucleotides long. The record is from RefSeq and is a predicted model, not a curated record. NCBI's taxonomy places the organism in Eukaryota, Metazoa, Chordata, Hyperoartia, Petromyzontiformes, Petromyzontidae.
CUUGCCUCGGCGUGCUUCGUGCGCAGACGCGGCCGCCAUUUUACGAGGACAGAGCCCCGGCAGCGGCGCCCGGGCCCGCUCCGCAUCCCGCGCCGAUGUUUCCACGGACCACCAACAGCAACAUCUACUGCUCCUACUACUACUAAACAACAACCACCACCACCAACAAAAGAACCCGAAUCGUUUAAGUGCUCGGCUGCAACCAACGGAAGGGAUGGCUCUUGAAAGCCUCUUAUCUAGAUCCCCGUCCCCAGCAGUUGCCACUACCCGUGCCGCCCGUAGCGCCCCAGGGUGUGCGGGGGACGAAAGGGAGGAGGGUGAGCUGGAGGAUGGAGAGAUAGAUGACGAUGCCGCUGAGCAGCAGCAGCAGCAGCACUCACCCGAUGGUGGCCGAGGGGGCCGUGGCAGCAGCAGCCGCGGCAGCGGUGGUGGUGGCGGUGGCGGCGGCGGCGGCGGCGGCGGCGGCGGCGGCGGAGGAGGAGGAGAAUGGGGCGACUCAGACGGAGAGAAGGACCGCAGCAGCCGCGAGCGCGAGCGGGACCGUGAGCGCGAGCGCCACCGCAGCUCCCGCAAGAAGCGCAAGAAGGAGCGCGAGAAGGAGAAGGAGAAAGAGAAGGAGAAGCGUAGGUCCAAGCGGCGGCGGAGGGACAAACAUGGACACAAGAGGCACUCCCCUUCAAGCGACGAGUUUUCAGAAAACAGCGAGGAGUCAGACUAUGGAGCUGGUGACAACCGAGGCUACAGGAAGAACUACAGGGACUACGAGCCUCACUACCCACCCAAGGGAGUACACCAACCCAAGCCCUACAUGGACGAGCCCCCAGAGCCGGAGUACCCCGAGUACCAAGAGUACGGCGGUGGUGAUGUAGAGGUGGACGACGGCGGCGGCGGCAUUGGCGGCAUCGGCGGUGGCGGCGGCAUUGGCGGCAUCGGCGGCGGCGGCAUUGGCGGCGGCAUUGGGGGGAGGUUUGACGAGUACGAGGAGGAAUACAAGGGCGAGGAGGACGAUGACUUUGCCUGCCAGCUCAAGCAAUACCGCGAGUCCCAGGGCCAUCUGCGUGGGCACCGUGGCGCCAGGAUGCGUGGCCGGGGCCGGGGCAGAGGCCAGGGCAAAGGCGGGCGUGGUCGGGGCCGAAUGUUGCACAUGCGGGAAAUGGAGCACAUGGAAGACAUGGACAUGCACUACGAUCACUACGAGGACAUGGGCGAGAUGGUGUGCCCGCCCCGCAAGAAAAAGAAGAAGAACCACACGGGCAGCACAGCGCACCUCAUCUGCAAGUUCUAUCUGGAGGGCCGCUGUGUCAAGGGAGAGAACUGCCAGUACAGCCACGACAUGCCCAACCGCAAGCGGGAGGUGUGCAAGUUCUACCAGAACGGACAUUGCGUCAAGGGAGAUUUCUGCCUCUUCAUGCACAAGGACUACCCGUGCCGCUACUUUCACAUGGGCGUCACCUGCUUCCAGGGCGACAACUGCAAGUUCUCGCACGACCCUCUCACCGAGGAGACCAAGGAAAUACUUGAUAAGCGUGUAAUGCAGAGCAACGAUGGCCGUUGCGCUUGGCAGGUGCUAAGCAACGAGGUGGAGGCCAGCGCUGCCGACGACGAGAAGGAGCUCGAGGAGCUUAAGAAGCUCGGCAUCACCCCGCUGCCGAAGCCCCCGCCGGGCGUCGGCCUGCUGCCCACGCCCAACUUCAACGCGGGUGGCGCGGGCGGCCAGCAGCAGGGCUCCUCCGGCCUGCCGGUGCAGCAGAUGUCGCCGACGCACCAGCAGCAGCCGCUUUCGCCGUCGCAUCAGGACUGUUUGAGCCCAGGGCCUUCGUCGUCGUCGUCCGGCGGAAAUCCGCGGUCGGGCAUUCUGGGACCGCCUCCGCCGCCGACGGGCCAGCCGGGGCCGCCGGGGCCGCCCGGGCUGCCGGGGCCACCGGGACAAGCUGGGCAGCAGCAAGUGCAACAGCAGCAGCAGCAGCAAGGGCAGCAGCAACAAGGGAACAAGAAGAUCCCCUCGUUGUUUGAGAUUGUGGUGCAGCCGACGGCACAGCUGGCGCACAAGAUGGGUGUCCGGCCUAACUUCCCUGGACCAAACCAGCCACGGCCUCCGUUUCCAGGGCCAGGACCACCAAUUAGGCCUGGAUUUGGGCCUGGAAUGGGGCCGGGAAUAGGGCCCGGCGGCCUUAGUCCAGACAUGAUGGCCAUGUCAGGGCCGGGCACACCCGACAUGAUGCAGCCUCCUCCUCCUGUUGGGCCAGAAAUGAUGCAAGGCAUGGGCCAGAAUAUGGGUCAGAAUAUGGGCCAGCCCAUGGGCCAGAAUAUGGGUCAGAAUAUGGGACAAGCUGGAGGCCAGAACAUGGGACAAGCAAUGGGCCAGAAUAUGGCUCAGGGAAUGGGUCAGAACAUUAACCAGAAUAUGGGUCAGGGAAUGCCCCAAAACAUGGGGCAAGGCAUGGGCCAGAAUAUGGGCCAGAACAUGGGCCAGAACAUGGGCCAGAAUAUGGGCCAGAACAUGGGCCAGAACAUGGGCCAGAACAUGGGCCAAAACAUGGGCCAGAACAUGGGCCAGAACAUGGGCCAGAACAUGGGCCAGAACAUGGUCCAGAACAUGGGCCAGGCCAUGGGUCCUGGUGUGGACAUGCAGGGCUUGGUUCCGCCUGGAGGCACGGAGAACAUGGGUACCCCGGGUGGCGGGGAGAUGAUGGCCAUGCCUCCCGAGAGGAUGGGAACGCCUGGCCUGAACCCUGCACAGAACCCCAUGGGUCCCCUGGGGCCUAUGGGAGGCAUGCUAAACCAGAUGGGACCCAUGAACCACCCAAUGGGCAUGGGGCCGAUGGGACCGAUGGGACCACUGAACCCACUCGGGCAAAUGGGUGUCAACGCCAUGGGCAGCCCGGACCACCAGCAGCAGUUGCAGCAACAGAUGCAGCAACAGAUGCAGCAGCAGCAGCAGAUACACAUGCAGCAAUCAAACCAGGCGGCGUGUGUGGCGAGCUUCCUGGAGUCAUUCUUCGGGCAGCAUAGGAUGCAGAGCAAGCCGCCGGAGGAAAGCGCAGAGGCGAUGCCAGAAGCCGGCGUGAGCGAAGGCGAGCUCGCCCAGAUGUUCGGCAAGGGCGUCGGGGGUGGCCCGAUGCCCCCGCUGGGGCCCCCGGUACCUUCCGGGGUCCCCAUGGGACCGAUGGGGCCCGCGGGCCCCAUGGCGGGCGCUGCGGGCGUCGGCGGUGUCGAGGCCGAGAUGUGCUCCCUCGGCGAGAUGGGCCCCGAUGGGCCCAUGCAGGGGGUCCCCAGCGCGGUUCCGGACUUCCUGCCGGCGGCGCAACGAGCGCUCUUCAUGAGGAUCCAGCAGAAGCAGGAGGAGCGGGAGGAGAUGGCGAGGAGGGCGGCCGAGGCCGAGGAGAAGCAGAACAAGGAGGAGGAAGGUGUCAGCUGGUACUCGAGCGACGAGGAGGAAGGGGGCGGUGGCGUGAGCUCCAUCCUCAAGACGCUCAAGACCCACGCCAAGCAAAGGCCCGGCGGCCCCGCGGCUCCCUCCUCCGCCGCGGACCCACGGCUGCACAAGCAGUCCGGGUCCGCGCAAGCCCAGGACCCACGUCUCAAGCCGGCCGACCCUCGCCUCAAGCAAGCGGGUGACGGCCAGGCGGCGCCCAGCCGCGACCCCCGGCUGGCGCACGGGGCGGCCGACCCGCGGCAGGCCGGCCGCACGCCCAAGGACGCGUACAAUGGCGGCGCGCGCAAGGCGCCCGCGGCGGCGACGGCGGCGGUGGCGGCGGCGGCGGGGGGCGACGACGAGGACGGCGAGCGGGAGCUGCGAGAGAAGGCGGUGGCCAUCCCGCUGGAUCCGGCGCCCGGCGCCCAGCAGCGUGACCCCCGCUCGCAGCUCAAGCAGUUCAGCCACAUCCGAACCGAGCUGUCGCUCUCCAAGCCCAACUUUGCGCGCCUCGUCCUGUGGGAGCCGGAGGACCUCAUCCCCCUGCCCGUGCCCAAGUCGGAGCCGGCGCUGCCACCGCUUCCGCUGCCCCCGCUCGACGCCCGUUUGCCGACGCUGGUGAAAGCAGCCGUGCCGGCGCCGGCGGCCAGCGCGGACCCCCGCGUGCGCGCGCAGGCGGCGCCGUCUCCGCCGCAGGACCCCCGUCUCGUCGUGCGGCAGACAAAGCCCGCCGACCCACGGCUGGGCCGGGCGGGCGGCGCGGCAGAGCGGCCCGCGGACCCUCGUGUCGUCAAGGGCUCGGUCGGGCCCUCGGCGGCCUCGGCCGGCGCCGUCGCCGCUUCCGCGGCCGACCCCCGGCUGCUGAAGCUGGCCGUGGUGGAGACGCUGGCGAAGGAGCUGCGGGCGUCCGGCUCGCCGGACCGGGCGGCGGCGGUGCAGGCGGAGUCGCCCACGACGCCGCUGGCGCCGUACGACCCGCGGCUCACGUCGGCCGUAGGGCAGAGCAGCAUCGUUAGCUCCAUCAACCUGUACGACCCCCGCACGCCGCAACCCACGGUGGCCACCGUGGGUUGCGGUGGCACGGCCGAGACGGAGUCGGAGAAGGGCCAAGCGGAGGCGAGUUCGGCGGCGGUGGCACCGGACGGGGAAUCGAAGCCGCGGCGCUUUGUGAUACCCAAGACCAAGCAGCCGCCGGGUGAGACGCAGGGCGACGCGGCGUUUGUCCGCCGCUCGGUGCUGGAGACCAUCGGCUCGGAGGGGUCGGGCGACGCGCAGGAUCGCUACAACAGCUACAGCCAGACGCGCUUGCGGCCCUCGGUGGUGCCCACGCAGCAGCUGGCGCAGCCGGGAGCCAUGCACAACCUGCCAAUGCUGCCCAUGAUCAGGCCGCAGUACGGCAUUGACCCCAGGCAGCCGAGCAAGCAGGCCCAGGGGGCGCCCGUGCCGGCGCCAGACGGGGCCGACAGCCACGCCAAAGACAACGCCAGUGAAGGCGACGGUAACGGCGAGAAGGAUAAUGACAAGGGAACAACGGACGAACAAGACCAAACGUCACUCAAGGAUAUGUUCAAGGCGUUUGACCCCACCGCUUCGCCCUUCUGCUAGGGUCAAGAUGCAAGGGCCCCCUGUUGUUUGGCUGGCAGUGGGGCAUGGGGCAGUUUGUCCUGCAGCUGCGUUGGGAUGAAAUGUCUGGGACAAAGAUGCUACUGGAAUGCCGUGGGAGGAGAUCCCUGCAGGGUGUUGCUCCAAUCCCCUAAACUCGCCUUAUCCCUGACGUUGGGGUGUGGGGUAGUCACUACAACCCGUCCGAGCUUUACAGGGGGGUUACCUUGCAGAGUUGUCACCACUCCUACGCUGCGCUGACUGCACCGGUGUUGGAACUAAACCGUGGCGGUACACGGUGAACACACCACCGUUCUGAAUGAAAAACGAAACGUAGAUUGGAAACGGUUCCGAGACCUGCCGGCGGCAGUCCGUACAAGUUGUGACCUAACUCCCCCAGCCAGCCAGCCAGCCGUAAACCUAAGGUUAGGGGAGGCUGUCAUUUUCCACAUCCUCUUUCCAGAGUGCUGGUGGUGUGUAGCACCUACUUCCACUCCUCUCUAUGAUCUACCACUCUUGGUUGAGGGGGUAGAGUUAGGAUAACCAGUUGGCCACAGCUAGUAACUACAAUGCCACAGCAGGAGACUUGUUGAUGUUAAACAUCCCACCUACAGUGUAUUUAUAAUUAGGCAUUUUAUGAUUCUCCACCGCCAUUCACACACACCCUUCCCAUCCAAACCCACAAUUUGAUAAAUUGUCACGAUUUCGAGGGUCACGAUUCGAUAUUCAAGAAUCAUUCGUCUCGUUCCGUCCCAUCUGCACAGUCUUGUCGGGUGGAACCAUUUGUUCGCCUAAAGUCAACGUUUGUAUAAAUUGUAAAUGAUCAAAUUCUGGCACACGUUGCGGGAUGCAUGUAUCACGAGUUUAAGAAUCUACUUUCCUCCAACUUGUUAAUCUUGACAUGCCUUUUUAUGACGGCUCAUGCUCUGUGUUGAGUGCCGGAUUGUGUCUCUGCGUUGAAGCUACAAACUAAGUCUAACGCAAUGCAUGUACACCUACAGCUCAUUGUGUCAACCGCCAAAAAGGGGAUUAUUUGACCAUACUUCACCACGCUGGUCAGUGCAGGUUGGUGAAGGCGGGGAACAUAGAUGUGGCAGCGUAAAGGUACGGUACAACGAUGGCUUUUGCAACUGCCCAUAGCGUCCCCCCAGGCUAUGACACCAGUUAUGCAAGGUGGUCACCCUUCCAUGUAUUCGCCAGGUUCAACUCUGCUUAACAUCUAAGGGGAUCGAGUGCAUUCUGGGUUGUUUGAUCAGAAGCCAGGUGACUUGUCACAGGUGGAUUAAUUAUCUGUCACGUGAUGACUGGCAUCACCGGCCGAUGUGGCUUACCAGUAGAACGGGUCUGGUUAAGCCCAGCGUUGGUGCAUCACCACCACUACAGCACACUGCUUUUGCCUUCCAAUUAUUGUUUAAUUUGGAUGCAACCCGGGCUUAAGUUCAGUCGGGUCUGGCCAGGGUGGUGCCCUGGGAAAUAUUUCUGUACCCAGCACACCACAUACUGUAGGCCCUUUGCAAUGGCAGUGACUAUUCAUCGUAUGUCCAACUCCAGUAUACGAACAAGCAAGAAAACCUUCAGUGUGUAACGAACGCCGAGAUCUAAAGGUUCACCUUCUCUCCGAGCCACAUUGGCUGCAAGGUUUCCAAUAACUAUUCUGAAAAAAUUGAAUAGUUCGCGGAACUAAACUUUUUUUUUUCCAGAUAAGGCCGACUGAGCUAUAUACCUAUUUUUCACAAGCGACCUGGCUAUCACAAAUGAUAGCUCAAGCAAGUGGCUUAUCAUGUGUUCUAAAUGUGUGUUUCUAACUGUGGAGGAAAAAAAACGGAGAACCCGGAUAAAAAUCCACACGACCACUGGGAGAACAUACAAACUACAAAUAUACAGCAGGCGUCAGGGUCGGGAUUGAACCCAUGUACUCCUAUAUACCAGGUGAGGUAGUUAAAAAUCUCGCCACGAGCUCCCUGGCGACCAUGGACGUUGCACACCACAGUGAAAAAAAUACCGCUCUGAAAAUUGAUGCAACAGUCAAUCAAGAUAGUCAAUAAAAAUUUACUUUGUGGGAGAUGAUGCCCAUGGUUCAUAGCAUAAAUUAGACAUCUGUGGGGAAUAAAUGGGAUGCAUGAGGAUAGGGAUUGGGAAAAAGUCUAAUGCUAUCAUAGUGCCAGACAGCUAAGACAAAACCAACCAAUGGUGCUACCACUACCAUGGCAUUGGCAACAGAGGGAAAAGAGGAGACUCCUCGCCCCCCCCCCCCCAAAAAAAAAACGUU